Messenger RNA from Xylona heveae TC161, 1278 nucleotides. Its product is annotated as inositol monophosphatase. NCBI's taxonomy places the organism in Eukaryota, Fungi, Ascomycota, Xylonomycetes, Xylonales, Xylonaceae. The record is from RefSeq and is a predicted model, not a curated record. Gene Ontology annotation, biological process: signal transduction; inositol metabolic process; phosphatidylinositol phosphate biosynthetic process. Gene Ontology annotation, molecular function: inositol monophosphate 1-phosphatase activity. Bases 128 to 1003 code for a protein of 291 amino acids. The transcript is spliced from 3 exons.
AUUUCCUUUAUAUCUUCUCUUCUUCACCAAUCGGACAACUCAAUUGAUUUAAAUCUCUUCUCUCCUCAUCUUUGAACCUUCAACCUUAAUCAUCUUACCAUUCUGUCAUCUCAAGCUUAAAAGUAAAAUGUCGGCUCCUAAUCUCCAAGAGAUUCAUGACACCCUCAUCGAGGUGGCCCAAAAGGCCGGGGACAUGAUCCUCAACGCCCGUCCCUCGUUCCAGAGUGCCGGAAACAAGAAGAACUCUGUCGAUCUUGUCACUGAGACUGACCAGGCCGUCGAGAAGAUGGUUUCUACCACUCUCCGCGAGAAGUAUCCCGACUACAGCUUCCUUGGCGAGGAGACCUACAAGCCUGGCAUGACCCUUGGCUCUGGGCCGACCUUCAUCUGCGACCCCAUUGACGGAACCACCAACUUCGUGCACGGUCACCCGUACGUCUCCAUCUCGCUGGGAUUUACUAUUGACAAGCGUCCCGUGGUCGGAGUUGUUUACAACCCCUUCCGCAAAGAUUUGUUCACUGCUAUUGAAGGCAAGGGAGCGUUCCUAAACCGCACUACUCGUCUUCCAUACAAGCAGGAGCCUGAGCCGCUUGAGGGUCUGAACAAUGCACUCGUGGCUGUUGAAUGGGGAAGCGACCGCCACGGAAACAAUUAUGACAUCAAGUGGAACACGUACCGUAAGCUGGCGGCCAACAAGGAUAAUGGCGGAAGCAUGGUGCACAGCCUGCGCUCGCUCGGCAGUGCCGCCUUGAACCUCUGCCACGUGGCUACGGGCACUUUUGACGCGUACUGGGAGGCUGGAUGCUGGGCCUGGGAUGUCGCUGCCGGGUGGGUCAUUCUCAAAGAAGCUGGCGGUUUGAUUGCCAGUGCUAACCCCGGCGAAUGGACUCCUGCUGUCGAUGGACGCAAGUACUUUGCCGUCCGGGGCGCUCCGUCCGGCCAGAAGGAGCUCGUUGAAGAACUCUGGGCCCAGGUCGACGGCAAGUUUGACUAUUCUGCCUAAGCGCCCGAGGUACUUUACACUAUUAAGCUUGUUUCCAUUUCACGAUGACUGAUAUGACGAACCAUUUUACGAAAUUCAUGCCACCGUCCCAAACAGGCCACCAAGGUUUAUCUUAGGAUAUGAUGAGACGUGAGUCCAUCUGCAAAACCCGACAUUAGCAUUCACUCUGUUUAUUUUCACAAGCACGUUCAUCUAAAAAAAAAAGAUCCUGAAGAUAGGAUGAUAACAUAGAAUAAUCUCUACUAGACUAUUCAAUUUUAUUUUCAUAACCGCAU